Messenger RNA from Cylicocyclus nassatus, 645 nucleotides. Lineage: Eukaryota; Metazoa; Nematoda; Chromadorea; Rhabditida; Strongylidae. The record is from the annotation of a GenBank genome assembly.
CGUCGCAUUAGCCUCGCAAAAUUUCAUUCCACAACCUUUUCAGCGCAAAGGGUGAGCAUAUGACAUCUCGUUUACCACGCUUGUGGCAACCGGGCAACCCGCAGCGACAUGUGUUUCUGCCGGAUUUCUGGAUUGCCGUCGCUUCAAACUCAUCCGUGGGACGAACGAAAUUGCCUAGAAACUGCGUAAAAUUCGAAGUGGAUCCUCGCAUGUCAAAACGAGACGUUCGCGAUUACCUCGUCAAAAUUUACAAUUUACCAGUGAGGGAUGUGCGAACUGAAAAUAAAAUGGGAGAUAUCUUGUGGAGCACACCCGCUGAUCCUCAGUAUAAGAAAGCAAUGUGGAAGGAUGUUGACAAGAAGUUCGCUUACGUUUUCAUGAAGAAAGGUUUUGAAUUCACCGUCCCUGAUAUAUUCCCUGAGGAUGAGGAAGAAGUUGAAUUGCAAAAGGUGAAAGAACAACAAGAACGACUGACGGAGAAUAGCAAAUUUAACAAUCGUGAUAGAAAUAACAUUGGUGAGUUCUUUGGGGUGUGAAUUUGUAGAAUUGCUCAUCUAGGUUGUUCAAGAAUAGCGCAGUUUUACUAGUUGUCGGUUGUUUUCUACUUUCCAUUCCAAAUUAUUUGGAGCACCAGUAUAGCGUACA